This is a messenger RNA of Doryrhamphus excisus (bluestripe pipefish), 6853 nucleotides long. Its product is annotated as calsyntenin-2-like. Gene Ontology annotation, molecular function: calcium ion binding. Lineage: Eukaryota; Metazoa; Chordata; Actinopteri; Syngnathiformes; Syngnathidae. The record is from RefSeq and is a predicted model, not a curated record. Gene Ontology annotation, cellular component: postsynaptic membrane; cell surface. Gene Ontology annotation, biological process: homophilic cell-cell adhesion; positive regulation of synaptic transmission; positive regulation of synapse assembly.
GGGUCCAGUCCCGGGCUACACCGCCUGCGCCUGGUCCCGUCUCAGCAGAAACCACUCCACUCCAGUGCAUCGUGGAACCCUUGAACGCACCACGCAGCCCAUUUCCCCCCGAACAUUCAAUCAACCAACAACGUGUCCCUUGCAACUCCGAGAGUGGGAAGCAAAAGAGAAGUACAGGAAGAAGAAGAAGGAGGGGAAGGAGGAGGAGGAGAGAAGGAGAUCAAAUAAGGAGCAAAGAGGAAAAGGAGCGAGGUCUCCACUGAGAAGAUGCUGACUGCAGCCGGACUGUUGGCUGUGGUCGCUUUGGGCUUGAGCGCGGCUCACUCCAAAGUGAAUAAACACAAGCCGUGGAUUGAGACGUCAUACCAUGGGGUGAUCACCGAAAACACUGACGUUGUUCUGCUUGAUCCUCCUCUGGUGGCGCUGGACAAGGACGCCCCCAUCCCAUAUGCAGGAGAGAUCUGUGCUUUUAACAUCCAUGGGUUGGAUACCCCAUUCGAGGCAGUGGUGCUGAACGGUACUUCGGGGGAGGGCCAGCUGAGGGCCCGCGGCCUGGUGGACUGCGAGCUGCAGAAGGAGUACACCUUCAUCAUUCAGGCUCAUGAUUGCGGUUCAGGGCCGAGGGGCACCGAAGGCAAAAAGUCCCACAAGGCAGUGGUCCACAUUCAGGUCAACGAUGUGAAUGAGUUUGCUCCGGUGUUCCGGGAGCCCCAGUAUCAAGCCGCAGUGACAGAGGGCAAGAUUUAUGACAGCAUCCUGCAAGUGGAGGCCACGGACCAGGACUGCUCACCUCAAUACAGCCAGAUCUGUAACUACCAGAUCACCGCCACCAACACACCCUUUGCCAUAGACCGCAAUGGUAACAUCCGGAACACGGAGAAGCUGAGCUACGACCGAGAGCAACAGUAUGAGAUACAGGUGACGGCCUGGGAUUGCGGCCAGAAGAGAGCUUUGCACAGCGUCCCGGUUCGCAUUGAAGUCAAACCUGUCUGCAAACCCGGCUGGCGAGGUUGGAAUAAACAAGUUGACUAUGAACCAGGAACAGGCAGUAAGCCAUUGUUUCCCAAAAUGCAUCUGGAGACCUGUGGCGGACCGCUGUCAUCUGCAAGAACCACGGUGGAACUUCAAACCAGUCAUAUUGGGAAGGGCUGCGACCGAGAGACCUACUCUGAGAAGUCCCUACAGAAACUAUGUGGGGCUUCAUCGGGCAGCACCGACCUUCUCCCCGCCCCCUCUGCUGCCACAAACUGGACAACUUCUCUAGUGACUGACAGCGGGAGGGACAGCGACUUGAUAUUCCUCUUUGACGGACACCAGGCGGCUAAAAUCCCAAGCUGGGUGGUACCCGAGAACCUGACAGACCAGUUCACUAUUGCAACAUGGAUGAAGCACGGGCCAAGUCCUGGGCUCAGGGCUGAAAAGGAGACGCUGCUUUGUAAUUCAGAUAAGACAGAGAUGAAUCGCCAUCACUACUCCCUCUACGUCCACAAUUGCCGCCUGGUGUUCCUGUUGAGGAGGGACUUUACUCAGGUGGACACGUUCAGACCUGCCGAGUUCCAUUGGAAACUGGACCAGAUCUGCGACAAGGAGUGGCAUUACUAUGUCAUCAACGUAGAGUUUCCCGCGGUGACCCUCUAUGUGGACGGAGUGACGUAUGACCCCUACCUGGUGACUGACGACUGGCCGAUUCACCCGUCACAGAUCGACGUGCAGCUGACAGUUGGGGCCUGCUGGCAAGGUGGCGAGGUGACCAAACCCCGGUUUACUCAGUAUUUCCGGGGCAGCCUAUCUGGACUGACCAUUCGACCUGGAAAGAUUGAGAGUCAGAAAGUCAUUUCCUGUCUGCAGGCUUGCAAAGAAGGACUGGACAUCAACUCCCUUGAGAGUCUGGAUAAGAGCAUCAAGUUUCACUUUAACCCGGCUCAAUCCAUUCUGGUAAUGGAGGGAGAGGAUUUAGAAAACAUGAACACCGCCCUGAGGAGGGUCUCCUACAUAAACUCACGACAGUUCCCCACCGCAGGAGUACGACAUCUUCGCAUCUAUACUGCCGUCCAGUGUUUCGGCGAGGACACUUGCAUCACCAUCCCUGACAUCGAGGCAGUCGUGAUGGUGCUGCAGCCCAGUGAGCCCAGAAUAACCAUCACUGGACUGAAAAGACAGAGUCUCCCUGCUUCUGACCUCAGGGGUUCUGAGGGUAUCGCUCUAUUCCAGGAGCUCCACAUCAUCAGCACAGUCACCAGAGUAGACGCUGCGACACAACACACGGCCCAAAGGCAAGGCAUUCUGGAGGAGAUCAUCCACAACUUGGACUACUGCGACAUCCUGGUGUUGGGAGACGAGCUGGAACCCGAGCAGGAGUCCCUCCAACUGCAGUCCAGCAUCCUGCUUGGGAAACACCUGGACGCCACCAACUCCACAUCUGGCAUGUCCAUAUAUGGUGUGGACUCCAUGACUAACUAUGAAGAGGUCAUCCGAGGCGUGCGUUACUACAACUGGCAACCUGCACGGUUGACAGAGAGAACGUUUCGCCUCACGUGCUCCGAGCUUAACGGACGCUACACCAGCAAUGAGUUUAACUUGGAGGUGAGCAUCAUUCACAGUUCAGAGGUCAGAGAACAUGCCAGUCACACGGCGGUUUCACCUCAGUACAUGCAGUUAGUCCACAAUCCAUCCAUGAUUCAUGAACUCUACCCUGGGCACAACUCAGGAGUACCGAGUGCCGCCACAGUUGUCAUAGUAAUAUGCAUCGCCGCCCUGGUGGUCGUGGUUGUGUUAGGCAUCUACCACAUCCAUCUGACCCACCAGCAACAAGUCAGGCUGUUCGAGACAGCCAAAGAGGAAGGCGGGACCUGGGAUGACUCGGGCCUGUCAAUCACCAUCAACCCAAUGGAGAACCUCCAAGAUCCUCAGGCUGCAGAGGAGGAGGCCAGCGAAGACGAAGAAGAGGAUGAUGAUGAAGAGGACGACGACACCAGCGCCGAGUCAGACAACAGCGAGGAGGAAGUGGACGUCCAACUACCCAGGAUGCAGGCCAGGAAGAACCUCCACUGGGACAAAACUAAAAUGUCUAAUUGAAGCUCAGAUCAGAUUGACACGCAAGUACAGGCUUUGAAAGAUUAGGUAAUGUCGCCCUCUAGUGGCUUUCACCACAAUAGACACAACUAAAUAGCACAAGUUGGUUUUCAAAUGGCUAAAAUAAUCUUUUCAUGUUCUCUUCAUGGACACGCAGUCCAAUAACAUGCAGUUUAAGUUAUUUGGCAUUCCUAAUGGCCCAUUGGUGGGAAUGGCAUCAAUGUACAAUUUUAAAACCAGUUGAAAAAUUGCAAGAAUUUACAUUUUGCCAGAUCUUAAGAGGUUCUAAAAACAGUUCUAAAAUGCAAGAAGAAGAAAUGGGGGUACAUAAGCAAUUUAUAGAAAUCAAGCAUUAAAGUGAAAUAGGCUGCUCACCAGACCAAAGCUCAAAAACACCCAGAAACUCCUAAAAUAAUAAAGUGGCUGCACCAUCUUGUUACCCCGCAAAUUGGUUUGGGCACCCCGGCGAAACCAGCACAUUAUCAUGGCCACAUAAACAGUCGCCGUUUGACGCCCCUGCACAAUAGUUCCAUUGAAGGAAAAGCACCCCAGAUCAUGAUGGUGCCCUCUCAUCUCCACCGCCAUGUGGAAAACCUCCCUGAUGGGAUCUUCUCGUCAAAGCCAGGAACAUUGGAAGGCUUUUGGUCUUAAACUUUGGAUCAGUUGCUGAACUAUUGUGCCUAUUAUGCAAUUAACUACCAACUCUAAAAGGUUUCUGUCUCGCUGUCAUUUCUUCUUUUUGCAUUUAGGAACCUCCUUCAAAUCCAAAAUCUGGUUUUACAAUUUUGUAUAAUUUGGAUCAGGAGUCCUGAUCGACUGGUGAGUCGGGACCAGUAAAGGGUGUACACUGCUUCUUGCCUAAAGUAACUGGGAUAGGCUCCAGCUUUACCGUGGCCCUGAACAGGAAGCAGAAUGUGAAUAAAAACCCACUGGUAAAAGACAACUAGUAAUAUUUACCGUUUUAAAGGGGAAUUGCACCCUUUUGGGAAUUUUGCCCGUCAUUCACUAUUCUAAUGUGAAACAUGAACAUAUACUCCUUUCCCUUUUAUGUGCUUUAUAACACAAGAAAACGAGUUAAUUUGAGUUAACUUACAAUGAUGUCAUUGGGAUACACCUAUUUGGACUAUGAAGCCCUGUUAAAAAAAAACCCUCCAACAACGUUCCAUCAUUUGAUAUCCAUGCUGUGAUCAUGCAUUAACACGUCCAAUGAUGAUAACACGUCGUGGUUGCAGCAUCUUGCAGUAUUUUGAUGAUUUAACACACUACUUAACUUAUUUUGGAGGCGCAUGGAUACACAUGCUAGUUCCUUAAUUAAUAAUAAUAGCAGCGACAACACUUACCGUUGGGAUGGCCGUGUCUUCCAGCACAAGACGUGUUCUCCAGUCCUCGGGUAAAAAAUGCUGACGGCAAACGAGCAUCUUGUCGAGUCUUUGUAGCCAAAUUGAGAGCUAGCUAUCCACUCUUCCGUCUGUGAAUGAUGCUGAGACUAGCGAGAUAAAACAAGUCUUUCAUGUUAGCUACUACAUGAAUAAUAUCGCUGUAAGUAAUUAAUAUACAAGUCGGUUAUGUAAAUCGUUUUCUCACGCUAAAAUGCACAGAAAAGGAAAAUAAAUAUGUGUUCAUGUUUCACAUAAGGAUUGUGACUGAUGGGCAAAAUAUAAAGACAAAGUGCACUUCCCCUUUAAGUAGCCAUUUUCUUCCCAUUUUCCCCCAAACGGUUUCAUCUCAAACAAUCAAUGCAGAUGAAAAAUAUUCUGCAGUGAUUCUAAAAAAAAAAGCUAACAAUCAUUGACAGAACAGUUGCAAACCUUUAAUUAUUAUUAUUAUAUAUAUUUUUUUUAUUUAUCAGUGUUUGUCCAAGCCCAUGAGGCAAAGCCAGGUGAUUUUACAGAAGAAAUAAUUUUCACUGGAAGUCCAAAAACAUAUUUAAAACAAUGUUUAGUGUCAAGAUGUCACGUUAAAGUCAACAAGGUGUUUUGGGGACGGACGGAGGAGGCCCCGUGUACAUUUUUAUACACUAUCUUGUAAAUAGAGAGUAUAGUAGGUGACCCCCUCCCUUUAUGAACGACAUGCAUACAUUAACCCAGAUUGUCCACACGCACACACGUGUACAAAUACAACAAAUAUGUCAUCUUACUUCAUGUUUCAUGGAAGAACCUCACAACAUUUAGUCUGCACAAAACCAGUAGCUGCGGAGCCUCGGUCAUGUGUCGUGUGUUUGAGUUCAGGGUUCAGCUGGCUUUGUUUAGUAAAUAUGUCAGCGUCUCCAUGGAAACCAGGACAGUUCACUGAGUCCAAUCAGCAAACUGUACAUACGUUCACACAGGAGGGUGAGGGUGCAAAGCAAAGAGUUUACCAAUAUCUUUUUUUGGUUUGUUUUUUACAGAGAAACAAAGUAAGAAUAUGGCUCUCAACUGAAAAUAUUGUUGUAAAAAUAUUGAAAAUAAUAAAUAAAAAUAUUGAAAAUAUUGUAAACACAAGCAACCUUCACUAAAAGUACACAUUAAAAAUGAAAAAGAAAUGCUAUGACAAUAAAUCAUUAUCAUCAUAAGAUUACAUGUUUUCUUGGAAAUGUAACACUUAAUACUACACAUUUUGUUUCCCAAAAAUAUAUUUUACUAUAUAAAUGUAACCUGAUAUACAGUAAUCCCUUGUUUAUGUUUGUCUUUCCAUGUUUUGUUGACACAAAUGAACAACAAUCCUACCGUCUCCAAACUAGCAGCCAAGGCUAAACCAACACAUAUAAAAUUCACUCUUUUUUGCAAUACAAUUAAUAUGAUACAAUAGUCACGAUUAAAUGUGUUUUAUUUUUGAACGAUAACGAUAAUGAUAACGAUAGUUAUUGUUACUGUAAUUCCAUAUUUGACAUAUCAUUAACCUGAAGUCUUAGGUAAAGCUCACCCACCCCCUUCAAACCUUGAUUGGUUUCAUCUACAUCACCAUGGUGCACCAUUGAUCACGUUUGAGGGCGAGACUAUCACGCCUGUGGGGGGCGUCCGUCUGCCAUGUCCUGACCUGAUGAUUUACUGAGCUCUGAGCGUCAGUAAAUACAUCCAGCCCCCCCACUGUUCCCCCUGGAGAAUGCCACCCGGGGCAAUUACCCAUAUAGCCCAUAGCUGGCAGUUGUGUAUAUUACCCUGGUUGGAAUAUUGGAACCCAAUUGAACAUGUUUACAUCACAUUGAUACUGUUGUGUAUUUACAUGACCUGGAGCCGAUCCAUCCCAAGGAUUGCACCAGAAAUGAAUCAUUUUGCUAUACAUAGAUACAUAUAUAUAUAUAUAUAUACAGUACCAAUAUCAGCCACCCACACUGGAGCUGUAACUCGCCUUUCUUGAGUUUGAUCAUGAAUAACCAAUCAAAAAGAAGCUUAUUCACUUGAAAGGUCACAUGGAGAGGCUGAUCAUAUUGAAUAAUAUUGAAUAAAUGAACCUUUUCCAUCUCCUUACGUGUAUACUGUAGCUCUUGGAUAUGUUCAUGUAAAAUAUGUCAUCAUUUGAGCACAUUUACUGUAACACCCGGUCUUGUGAAGUCAUCCUUUCCGCGUUACCUGAAACCUUUUGCUGGAUUUUGCAUCAAGCCCUCAUGUUGUCCUGCCAUUUGUUUUAGAAGAAGAGGGCCGUGAAAUUAACAUGGAAACCUUGUAUAUUGUGUAAAAUGUUUUUUUUUUUGUUUUUUGUAGGGUUUCUUUUUUGGACUCUUUGGUCUGUUUUGUUUGGAAUGGUCAGUCACUACAGCACUUUCUGUAAAUUGGCCAAUAAAAUCUUCUUUUGGACUCAGACA